Messenger RNA from Cucurbita pepo subsp. pepo (vegetable marrow), 1325 nucleotides. RefSeq lists its product as uncharacterized. Gene Ontology annotation, molecular function: protein binding. NCBI's taxonomy places the organism in Eukaryota, Viridiplantae, Streptophyta, Magnoliopsida, Cucurbitales, Cucurbitaceae. The record is from RefSeq and is a predicted model, not a curated record.
CUCGAACUCCAUUGCCAGACUUCCCAGUCCCUCAAAUCCACAAGAACACUCACUGCUCAUUGCCAGGCCAGUGGGAGAAUUGGAAACCCACACCACAAAUUCGAACUUCGCAGCAACUAGAAUGCGGCACAGAUUUUCAUUUACAGUAUUCUCCAUAAUCUUCUUCGUUUUUGUUUUUGCUCACCAAUCCGUUCUCUGCAAAACCUUGAAACGAGAUGUGAAAGCAUUGAAUGAGAUUAAGGCCUCUCUCGGUUGGAGAGUGGUGUAUUCCUGGGUUGGAGAUGAUCCCUGUGGUGAUGGCCACCUUCCACCUUGGUCCGGCGUUACCUGUUCCACUCAAGGGGAUUACAGAGUCGUCACUGAAUUAGAAGUCUAUGCGGUUUCAAUCGUUGGACCUUUUCCUGUCGCGGUUACCAAUCUCUUGGAUCUUACUAGGCUGGAUCUUCAUAAUAACAAGUUGACUGGACCAAUUCCUCCUCAAAUUGGACGGUUAAGACGCCUCAAAAUACUUAACUUAAGGUGGAAUAAACUUCAAGAUGUCAUCCCUCCCGAGAUUGGUGCGCUAAAGAGUCUAACUCAUUUAUAUUUGGGUUUUAAUAAUUUCAAAGGGGAAAUCCCCAAGGAGCUUGCUAAUCUUCGGGAGCUUCGCUAUCUCCAUUUAAAUGAAAAUCGCCUUUCAGGGAGAAUUCCUGCUGAACUGAGCACCCUCCCCAAUCUUCGUCACCUGGAUGUUGGUAACAAUCAUUUAGUAGGAACCAUCAGGGAACUUAUUCGCAUCGAAGGUUGUUUUCCAUCGCUCCGAAACCUGUACAUAAACAAUAAUUAUUUUACGGGAGGAGUUCCAUCACAGCUUGCAAACCUGACUAAUUUGGAAAUCCUGUACCUCUCCUACAAUAAGAUGUGUGGAAUCAUACCACCUGGGGUAGCUCAUAUUUCCAAGUUGACUUAUCUGUACUUGGAUCACAACCAAUUUAGUGGAAGAAUCCCUGAUGCCUUCUAUAAACACCCGUUCUUAAAAGAGAUGUACAUUGAAGGAAAUGCGUUUCGGCAAGGCGUGAAGCCGAUCGGUAUCCAUAAGGUUCUUGAAGUCUCUGAUGCAGAAUUCCUUGCUUGAUCGGUAAGUCGAAUCAAGACUAUAUAGCUAUCUUGUUUAAAUUUAGUGUGUUGGCCAAAUUUGGCUCUGGAUGAUGGCCAUUAUAAUAUAUCUAUCUAUAUGGAAGUAGGUAAAGGCUGUGCAAUGUAUAUAUAGGAGCAUGAUACAUUUGUUGGAACUAAACCAUAUUUGUCCUAAUAGAAUGUAAAGUGAGUUUAUCCACUUGUCCUAA